Messenger RNA from Phacochoerus africanus (Common warthog), 3921 nucleotides. It is a transcript of the gene SEMA4G, whose product is annotated as semaphorin 4G. Bases 594 to 2804 code for a protein of 736 amino acids. Gene Ontology annotation, biological process: axon guidance; positive regulation of cell migration; semaphorin-plexin signaling pathway. The transcript has 17 exons. Gene Ontology annotation, molecular function: semaphorin receptor binding; chemorepellent activity. The record is from RefSeq and is a predicted model, not a curated record. Lineage: Eukaryota; Metazoa; Chordata; Mammalia; Artiodactyla; Suidae.
CUCGGGCAGUGUGUCAGCCUUGACCUGUAGUGUGUAGGGUAGGGGCGCGAAAGCAAAGAGCGCCCUUCCCGGCACCAGAUCCUGUUGGCCCCGCCUCCCUAGUCCCGCCUUCCAGGCCCCCGCCCCACCCUCGGCUCCGCCUCCGGCCGCGGCCCCUUCCUCCCGCAGCUGGUGCUGUGGUGCUGUGGGGCCGCGGAGCCGCGCAUCACAGUCUCUAUGGCCCGGGAUCUGAGCGCAAAGAAAACGGAUCUCAGAAAACCAGGACUAGCCCUGCUGUCGGGGCAGGGUGACCCCAUCAGUGACCUACAACCCCUCUGUGACCGCACAACUCCUUCUCACUAUGGAGUUUGUAUCUGAUGCUGACAGGCAGCGUGUCAUCCAUCCCCCCGCCGGACUCUUACUGGGACUCCAUGGCCACACAACUCUGUGAUUCCAUGUCUCCCCAAUUCCAAGACCCUCCCUGGCCCCAUGACUCCUGACCUUCUAAGUGACCUACCUAGACCUUGACCCCUGUGACUGUUCUUCCCAUCAUCCCCUUAACUCUGGCCCUGGCUCCCCUUGGGGGUCUUGUUGGUCUGGGCCUCCCCAGGAAGAUGUGGGGGAGGCUCUGGCCCCUCCUCCUGAGCUUCCUCACAGCAACCGCUGUCCCUGGACCCUCGCUGCGGAGACCAUCCAGAGAACUAGAUGCCACCCCGCGGAUGACGAUCCUUUAUGAAGAGCUCACUGGGACCCGGCACUUCAAGGGCCGAGCCCAGAACUACUCAACGCUGCUGCUGGAGGAGGCCUCAGCAAGGCUGCUGGUGGGAGCCCGAGGCGCCCUGUUCUCUCUCAAUGCCUACAACAUAGGAGACGGCACCCACAAAGAGAUUCGCUGGGAGGCCUCCCCAGAGAUGCAAAGCAAAUGUCACCAAAAAGGGAAAAACAACCAGACCGAGUGCUUCAACCACGUGCGGCUCCUGCAGCGGCUCAACGCCACCCACCUCUACGCGUGCGGGACCCACGCCUUCCAGCCCCUCUGCGCAGCCAUUGAUGCCGAGGCCUUCACUUUGCCAAGCAGCUUUGAGGAGGGGAAGGAGAAGUGUCCUUAUGACCCAGCCCGAGGCUUCACAGGCCUCAUCAUUGAUGGAGGCCUCUACACAGCCACGCGGUAUGAAUUCCGGAGCAUUCCUGACAUCCGCCGGAGCCGCCACCCACACUCCCUGAGGACUGAGGAGGCACCGAUGCACUGGCUCAAUGAUGCUGAGUUUGUGUUCUCCGUCCUGGUGCAAGAGAGCAAAGCCAGUGCAGUGGGUGACGAUGACAAGGUUUACUACUUCUUCACGGAGCGUGCCACUGAGGAGGGCUCUGGCAGCUUUGCUCAGAGCCGCAGCAGCCACCGUGUGGCCCGUGUGGCCCGUGUAUGCAAGGGGGACCUGGGAGGGAAGAAGAUCCUGCAGAAGAAGUGGACAUCCUUCUUAAAGGCGCGUCUCAUCUGCCACAUCCCACAAUAUGAGACACUGCGUGGUGUCUGCAGCCUGGAAACCGAUACCUCAGCCCGCACGCACUUCUAUACGGCCUUCACGCUGACCACACAGUGGAAGACCCUGGAGGCCUCGGCCAUCUGCCGCUAUGACCUGGCCGAGGUGCAGGCUGUCUUUGCAGGCCCCUACAUGGAAUACCAGGAUGGUGUCCGGCGCUGGGGCCGCUACGAGGGAGGGGUGCCAGAGCCCCGGCCUGGCUCGUGCAUUACAGAUUUGCUGCGCAGCCAAGGCUACAAUUCAUCCCAGGACCUGCCAUCCCUGGUCCUGGACUUUGUGAAGUUGCACCCACUCAUGGCUCGGCCUGUGGUGCCCACACGAGGACGGCCCCUGCUGCUCAAGCGCAGUGUGCGAUACACACACCUCACAGGGACACCUGUCACCACGCCCGCUGGACCCACCUAUGAUCUGCUCUUUCUGGGCACAGCUGAUGGCUGGAUCCACAAGGCUGUGGUCCUGGGUUCUGGGAUGCACAUUAUUGAAGAGACACAGGUGUUCAAGGAGCCCCAGUCUGUGGAGAAUCUGGUCAUCUCUCCGAUGCAGCAUAGCCUCUAUGUGGGAGCCCCUAGUGGUGUCAUCCAGCUACCACUGUCCAGCUGCUCACGCUACCGUUCCUGCUACGACUGCAUCCUGGCCCGGGACCCCUACUGUGGCUGGGAUCCCAGCACCCAUGCCUGCAUGAUGACCACCACCAUAGCCAACAGGACAGUGCUUAUACAAGACAUAGAGAAAGGAAACCGAGGCUGUGAGGGCAACGGGGACAUAGGGCCACCACCACCACUGAAGACCCGUUCUGUGCUUCGCGGUGAUGAUGUCCUACUGCCCUGUGACCAGCCAUCCAACCUUGCCCGGGCCUUGUGGCUGCUCAACGGGAGCACGGGCCUGAGCGAUGGGCAGGAGGGCUACCGCGUGGGCGUGGAUGGGCUGCUGGUAACAGACACCCAGCCUGACCACAGUGGCAACUACAGCUGCUAUGCUGAAGAGAACGGCCUCCGAACCCUGCUGGCCUCCUAUAGCCUCACGAGGAGCUCAGCCGCAUCCUGGAGAAGCGGAAGCACACGCAGCUCGUCGAGCACCUGGACGAGAGCUCUGUCUGAGCCCAGCCUCCCAGGAAAGAUGCUCUUCCAAGCCAGCCUGUCUGCCCCAGGCUGGGCCGCUGCCUCCCCAACACAGACACCCUACCUUACCCCCCAUUCCAACUCCAGGCCCUUCUCCCAACUUUUUGAUGUUCCUAUAAUCAAGGGGACAAGACAAGCCCAGCCAAACCCCCAUUCUCAGCCUCCAUAGACCCAUCUGUGAGCAGCCCAAGCCAACCGGUGCUUCUCAGAGGCAGGGCUCUGCAGGUCCAGAUGGCCUCAAUGUCACCACUCUGCAAGGCCCUAUGUGCUGGAUGGUCCUGAAAACAGACAAGACCUCUGCCAGCCACCAGAGCCACCCGAGCCCUGCGUGUAUUCACACGCGCGCGUGGAAGAAUGUCGAUCAGCUGGGCUGCAGGCCCCCCCCCCUUUCUGGUGCAUUCUUGUGUUUCAUCCCUUCUUCUGGACUUUGGGUACUCUCCCAACUGCCACAUCCCACCCUAUUUAGUCCUCUCCUGUAGUCCCAACCCUGUGUGAUGACCUCUUUGGCAAGAGCUUGGGAACAGGCCAGCCUGGGGAGGUAAGACUACUGCAUCAUUCCCUUUUCUCCCUUAAUGUGUAGCCCUUGUUGAGUCAGCCUCCCCACCAGGCAUGUCCCUUCCUCAGGCAUAUGUGCUCACAUUUCUAGUCACAUGCACAUUCUGAGCCUCCCCUUGCAGCCUUGGACAUGUGUCUGUCAGGUUUGGUCCAUGAACAUUUCAGGGGAGAGCUUUCUCCCACUUAGCUGUCUUCGCAGACACUUCCUUAGGACGGGUGACCGACACUGCACUCAAUGAGCCAGCCUCCCUUUUGGGGACCAAGCAUUUGCUACCCCUAGACCAGAGCAGGGGGAGGAGAGAUCUGAUGGGAUCUGCACCUGGCACAUGAAGCCCGUUCUUGGAACUAUGCAAAGGGCAGAGGCUGGGAGUUUGGAUGCUUGGCUCCCACCCCUGUCCUACCUCACCGGGACACUUUCAGGGUCCAGGAGCCUCUGAAGUCUCCAGGCGCAUAUGGGACAAUCAAAAUCUGACUGAGCUCCCCCAUUCCCCUUGGGUGAGGACGACUGUUAUUUUUGUAGCUGAGAACGUGGAAUCCCACGGAUUUUUACUGCCCUUCAACCUCUCCCCCUUCCACCCCACAAUGAAUGUAUUUAUUGUGAGGCGGCUGCAUUUCUUUAAGAAUGCCCCCGCUCACCACCCAGGCAGGCGGGACGGGCAUGUGACAGAGUGGGGAGCCUGGGCUCAGCUCCUUCUCCCACUGUUGGUUAAUAAAUACCCUCUUUCCCCACA